Molecule: messenger RNA, 726 nt
Organism: Peronospora matthiolae
Lineage: Eukaryota; Oomycota; Peronosporomycetes; Peronosporales; Peronosporaceae
Source: the annotation of a GenBank genome assembly
AUGACGGACAGCGGCAAGUGUGCGUUUGUUCUUGGGAUCGAGCUUUUGGACGGUGAAGAUGGCAGUGUGACACUAUAUCAGCGUCGGUAUGUCGAUGAUAUCCUCAAGCGCUUUGGCAUGGAUGAUUGCAAGGCAGUCGCAAGUCCAGUCGACAUGAGCUCUCGACUUGUUUCAAGUGAUGCAACUACCAAGGUCGAUGCUCCUUUUCGCGAAGCUGUUGGUGCGUUGAUGCACCUGACCACUGCAACGCGUCCGGACAUUGCGUUUGCUGUGGGCUAUGUGUCGCGGUUCAUGGAAAAUCCUAAAGAAGAACACUGGGUUGCAGUUAAGCGUAUCUUUCGCUACCUACAAGGCACCAAGACGCAUGGAAUUUGCUACAAGCCAAGUGCAAGGAUCGACUUCCGUGGAUAUUCGGAUGCGGAUUGGGCUGGUGAUCUUACCGACCGCAAGCCAACAUCGGGGUACACGUUCAUGCUACUCGGUGCGCCAGUCAGUUGGGGCAGCAAGAAGCAGCCAAGUGUUUCGUUGUCCACGACUGAAGCUGAAUACAUCGCACCCAGCUUGGCGAUUCAAGAGGGCAAGUGGAUUCAUCGUCUGCUUUGUGAGAUCGUGAUGGCUGCCAAUGAAGAAGGACCGGAACUCAUGAUUCAUGAAGACAAUCAGUCAUGUAUCAAGAUGACGAAGAACCCAGUCAACCACGGCCAUGCCAAGCAUGUUGCAUUGUAG